AUGGGUGGCAUUCCAUGGACAAAGGAAGAAGAUCAAUUGCUCAGGAAAUGCAUAGAGCAGUAUGGAGAAGGCAAAUGGCAUCGUGUCCCUCUCUUGGCUGCUAGACUUCCUGGAAGGACCGGUAACGAUGUGAAGAACUACUGGAAUUGUCACUUGAGCAAGAAGCUAAAUGCUCAAGAAGCUGAAGACAAGAACAAGCAUUGUGCAAGGAAUGGGCAAGUCACGAGACCCCGAGCCUCAAACUAUGCCAGCACAAACUCAAAGAGGCCAUAUUCAACAGCUCUAGACCAAGCUCCAAGUAACAAUUUUUGUCAACCAGUUAAUCUACUAGCACAAGAAGGGGGCAGCAGCAGCCGCACACAAAUUCCAACGCCAAUGCCAAUGCUGUGCAAUAUUGGAGAUGGCCAGAAUCAGAUGUUUCAGGCAGAGCAUGAUGAGAGCAACAAGAAUGUUCCAAGUGUGGAAGAAGAAGAUAUUAAUGAUGGGAUUAAUAUGGGUGAUUUUCCAAUGGAGGGCCUUCCAUUUAAGGGAGUUGGAGAAUAUGAUCAAGAUGAUGAUGCUGCUGAUGAUGAUGGGGUCCACAAGCACAACAAAUGGGAAUGGGACGACUCCAUCUUGGGUGACGUGGACCUCUGGACUCAUCGUUAA
Messenger RNA from Prunus armeniaca (apricot), 648 nucleotides. The record is from the annotation of a GenBank genome assembly. Lineage: Eukaryota; Viridiplantae; Streptophyta; Magnoliopsida; Rosales; Rosaceae.